This is a messenger RNA of Exophiala aquamarina CBS 119918, 1632 nucleotides long. RefSeq lists its product as uncharacterized. The coding region runs from base 1 to 1632 and encodes 543 amino acids. The transcript has 2 exons. The record is from RefSeq and is a predicted model, not a curated record. NCBI's taxonomy places the organism in Eukaryota, Fungi, Ascomycota, Eurotiomycetes, Chaetothyriales, Herpotrichiellaceae. Gene Ontology annotation, cellular component: membrane. Gene Ontology annotation, biological process: sodium ion transmembrane transport.
AUGAACACGCUCAAGAAAGUCGGAAACUACCUUGCUCCUGCUCCAGACAAGUCAGAUGAUGGGCGGGAUCAAUGGCCGUCACGUACGGCCUUCCUACUCGCGAGCAUGGGUGGCUGUGCCGGUAUGGGCAAUCUCCUGCGUUAUCCUUCAGUGGUCUACAACAAUUACGGUCUUCAAUGGUUCAUACCAUAUUUCAUUGCAGUCUUCAUAGUCGCCAUUCCAGCACUGAUCCUGGAGAUCUCCAUCGGCCAGGCAUAUCGAGGUGGGGCUGUAAUCGCUUAUAACAAUAUGAACAAGCGGUUGAAAGGGACUGGCUUGGGUCUCCUCUUCAUCGGCUGGUUCGUCAAUCACUACUUCGUGGUAAUUCUGUCAUGGAUUAUGAACUACUUCCGGAACUCCUUCACGAGUCCACUUCCCUGGACCAAUCGAGGUGAUGAAUUUUAUGCGGAAGUGGUUGGAAAUCCUACUCCUAUCGCUGGAAGCUUGAGUGAGAAUGGUCGCCAGGUUCUUUCCUAUACUUCAUAUCCCAGUACGGCACUUAUCGGCGAAACGGUUGGAUGGACUGCCUUCAUCUGGUUUCUGUGCUGGAUUAGCAUAUUUCGAGGCGUGGGGCUCACCGGUCGUGUUGUUUACUUUACGAUGGGGCUGCCUAUUGUCAUCACAAUUAUUCUCGUCGGCCGUGGAGUGUCUCUCGAAAAUGCUGGUGCUGGCGUGAAGUUAUACUUUGCCACUUGGAGGGGUGCUGAGCUUGCAAAGGGGCAAGUCUGGCAAACGGCUUGUGGGCAGGUCUUCUUCUCUACUGGCGUCGGAUUUGGCUACUUCACGUCCUAUGCAUCCUACAACCAGAAACACUCGAAUGCUGUCAUGGAUUCCAUACUCAUCGUGUGCAGUAACGUUCUUUUUGAAUGCUUUGCAGCAUUCGCUGUGUUCGGCGUUGUUGGCUAUCUGCGCCUUUUUCCAGAAGAAGGUACUAGGCUUGGAAGUUUCGUUGUAGGCUUUCUCACCUUACCUCUUGCAAUCACGGAAAUGCCAGGUGCCAACUUUUGGGCUGUUGCUCUGUUCUUCACACUGGUGGUACUAGGCUACAGUUCGGCUUUCGCGAUGCUUGACGCGAUCGCCACACUCGUGAUGGACUCGGGCACAAGGUUCUCACGUCCAGUGGUUGUCACUGGACUCGUUGUUGUAUCCUUCCUGUGCUCACUGCCCUAUUGCACUGAGUUUGGAUACUAUCUACUUGACGGGGUCGACAGAUGGAUCAACGACGUUUCACUCAUAUUCGUCGUCUUUGCUGAGUGUGUCAGUGCCACUACAGUUUACCGCUGGAAGGACGUCGUGGCAAGUGUAGGAGCCCCUGCGUGGAUCGUUUACAACGCAGGGUACUUUGGAGGCCUCAUCUUCGGUGUUGCUGUUGCACACGCUGUCUCUCCACCGGCCGGUGCUGGCCUUGGCUUUGGCUUAUACAUCGCUGGAUCAAUCAUUUCAACAUUGAUUGGGCGGACGCCAGAUUCUCCGGCACCCAGGUUUUGGUCGAGAAAUGUUUACAUUGCUCGAUUUUGGUAUGUUGCGUUCUACUCGGUAAGAAAGCUAGCCACCGUUUCAUUCUCUCAGGUUGUUAAUGUUCAAACAGGGUAA